Messenger RNA from Misgurnus anguillicaudatus (oriental weatherfish), 1109 nucleotides. It is a transcript of the gene dpm1, whose product is annotated as dolichyl-phosphate mannosyltransferase subunit 1, catalytic. Lineage: Eukaryota; Metazoa; Chordata; Actinopteri; Cypriniformes; Cobitidae. Gene Ontology annotation, biological process: protein O-linked glycosylation via mannose; dolichol-linked oligosaccharide biosynthetic process; GPI anchor biosynthetic process. Gene Ontology annotation, cellular component: endoplasmic reticulum membrane. The record is from RefSeq and is a predicted model, not a curated record. Gene Ontology annotation, molecular function: dolichyl-phosphate beta-D-mannosyltransferase activity.
GAAAACAUCCGGUGUUUAUAUGACGUCAUAGACGCCAACAUGGCGAACCGGAGAGGCAAAACGAAGACCCGGGAGCAGGCUGAUAAAUAUUCUGUUCUGCUGCCGACCUACAAUGAAAGAGAAAACCUGCCAUUGAUUGUAUGGUUGUUGGUGAAGUACUUUGGCGAGAGUGGCUACAACUACGAGAUUAUAGUUAUUGAUGAUGGCAGUCCAGACGGGACGCUGCAGAUCGCUGAGCAGUUGCAAAAGAUUUACGGAUCUGAUAAGAUUGUCUUGAAACCUCGAGCACAAAAACUUGGAUUAGGAACUGCUUACAUUCAUGGCAUUAAACAUGCUACAGGAAACUUUGUUAUCAUCAUGGAUGCAGAUCUUUCACAUCAUCCAAAAUUUAUUCCAGAAUUUAUUGAAAAACAAAGAGAAGGUGGAUAUGACCUGGUGUCCGGUACAAGAUACAGAGGAGAUGGUGGAGUCUAUGGUUGGGACCUGCGCAGAAAACUAAUCAGUCGAGGAGCAAACUUCAUCACACAAGUGCUACUCAGACCAGGAGCAUCUGAUCUUACAGGGAGUUUUAGGCUCUAUAAGAAAGAGGUACUGGAAAAACUGGUAGAGCAGUGUGUGUCAAAAGGCUAUGUUUUUCAAAUGGAGAUGAUUAUCCGUGCUAGACAACUGGGCUAUACAAUUGGAGAGGUUCCUAUUUCAUUUGUGGAUCGCGUUUAUGGAGAGUCCAAGUUAGGUGGAAAUGAAAUCGUGUCGUUUGUGAAAGGAUUGCUCACACUGUUUGCCACUACAUGACCUUUGACCUCAUUUGGUUUUGUUUAGCAUUCUAAUGUAUGAUCAGUGCUUAUCAUCAUUGCAAUGCACCUGACAUUCAUGCUCUCUGAGGAAUUAAUGACAAAAUGUUAGUUGCAUUUCUGUGGCUUUUUGCCACAAAAUCCACAGAUAUGAAAGCACACAUGGUUAGAUGUUAAAAACAAGAGCUUUUGUAUGGAUUAUUUUGCUUUGACUGCUUUAUUUGUGUCUUGGAUCAUUUUGGUUUAUAUUUUGAAAUAAACAUCAUAGAUGUUAAAAAAGUUAAUACAUUUGUGUUUUACAUUGUGAGAUAUACAUAU